AUGGCCCCACCCAGAUCGAGAAGAGACUCACUCUUGCGUUGCUGGCGCCACUUUCUGGUCACAUUUAACAUAAGAACUCAUACAGGGGAGCAGCCAUUCAGAUGCACCACAUGCGGGAAAACGUUUACCCGGAAGCCAGAUUUACUAAGGCACGGAAGGACUCAUACAGGGGAAAAGCCUUUCAAAUGCACCACUUGUGGGAGAGAUUUUACCUGUAAGUACAACAUGGAAAGGCAUAAAAGGACUCAUGCAAGGGAGAAGCCAUUAAGAUGCACCAUGUGCGGGAAAACUUUUACCCAUAAGUCACAUUUACUAAGGCACGUGAGGACUCAUUCAGGGGAGAAGCCAGUCAGAUGCACCACGUGCGGGAAAAUGCUUACCCACAAGUCAAAUUUACAAAGGCACGUAAGGACUCAUACAGGGGAGAAGCCAUUCAGAUGCACCACAUGCGGGAAAACGUUUACCCAGAAGUCAAAUUUUCAAAAGCACGUAAGGACUCAUACAGGGGAGAAGCCAUUUAGAUGCACCACGUGCGGGAAAAUGUUUACCCAGAAGUCUAAUUUUCAAACGCACGUAAGGACUCAUACAGGGGAGAAGCCAUUUAGAUGCACCACGUGCGGGAAAAUGUUUUCCCGGAAGUCACAUUUGCAAGAGCAUAUGAGGACUCAUACAGGAGAGAAGCCAUUCAGGUGCACCACAUGCGGGAAAACGUUUACCCAGAAGUCAAAUUUUCAAACGCACAAAAGGACUCACACAGGGGAGAAGCCAUUCAGUUGCACCACAUGCGGGAAAAUGUUUACCCAGAAGUCUAGUUUUCAAAUGCACGUAAGGACUCAUACAGGGGAGAAGCCAUUCAUGAAGAAGUCAUUCAGAUGCACCAUGUGCGGGAAGAUUUUUACCCAUAAGUCACAUUUACUGAGGCACUUAAGGACUCAUUCAGGGGAGAAGCCAUUCAGAUGCACCACAUGCGGGAAAAUGUUUACCCACAAGUCAAAUUUAAAUAGGCACGUAAGGACUCACACAGGGGAGAGGCCAUUCAGAUGCUCCCCGUGCGGGAAAACGUUUACCCAGAAGUCAAAUUUUCAAACGCAUGUAAGGACUCAUACAGGGGAGAAGCCAUUCAGAUGCACCACUUGCGGGAAAAUGUUUACCCAGAAGUCAAGUUUACAAACGCACAUAAGGACUCACACAGGGGAGAAGUCCUUCACAUGCAUCACGUGCGGGAAAAUGUUUACCCUUAAUUCACAAUUGCAAAGGCAUGUGAGGACUCAUACAGGGGAGAAGCCAUUCAGAUGCACCACGUGCGGGAAAAUGUUUUCCCGGAAGUCACAUUUGCAAGAGCACAUGAGGACUCAUACAGGGGAGAAGCCAUUCAGAUGCACCACGUGCGGGAAAAUGUUUAGCCAUAAAUGUAAUUUUGAAACGCAUGUAAGGACUCAUACAGGGGAGAAGCCAUUCAAAUGCACCACAUGCGGGAAAAUGUUUACCCAGAAGUCAAACUUACAAGUGCACAUAAGAACUCAUACAGGAGAGAAACCAUUCAGAUGCACCACAUGCGGGAAAACGUUUACCCGGAAGCCAGAUUUACUAAGGCACGGAAUGACUCAUACAGGGGAGCAGCCAUUCAGGUGCUGCGAUUGUGGAAAUGGGUUCAGCUCAAAAUGUCAUCUCAAACAACAUGUCAUGAUCCACACAGGUGAGAGGCCUCACAGGUCACUGUAG
Molecule: messenger RNA, 1722 nt
Organism: Lampris incognitus (smalleye Pacific opah)
Lineage: Eukaryota; Metazoa; Chordata; Actinopteri; Lampriformes; Lampridae
Product: gastrula zinc finger protein XlCGF26.1-like
Biological process (GO): regulation of transcription by RNA polymerase II
Cellular component (GO): nucleus
Molecular function (GO): RNA polymerase II transcription regulatory region sequence-specific DNA binding; DNA-binding transcription factor activity, RNA polymerase II-specific
Source: RefSeq, a predicted model, not a curated record